GAACCCUGCUUUAACCGAUUGGGCUCGAUGAGGCCCUGUCAUUGCCGUUACUUUUAAUAGAGACAAAAAGUAGGAAAAACGGGAAUUUAAAAAAUCCCUGUUAUUACCGGAUCCCUGUUAUUAUCGGGCCAGUUAUAUUUGGUUUCUACUGUACCUUUUUCUUUUUUUCUCAGGAUGAUUUGGCACAGUUUUCGAUUGAACGCAACAACGUCAAGAAGAAAGUAUGGUUUGAUGCAAAAUCCACUCCAAAGUACUCCACUGAUCUUGUGACCCGCAUGACGCAGAAGGUCAAGUUAAAGGCUAACCUGAGUGACGAAGACACCGAACUCUUGACACUAGAGCGAAUGAGAUCUGAUCUUUCCUUUGACAGUGGGAUAGGAACUGGAACGUUUGACGACAGCCGACGCCCGUCUUUGACUCGCGAGAACACGACCUUAUCCAUGAAUGAGGCUCUGUUGCGAGAGUCGUCCUCUUCCUCCCUCACUAGUGACGCCACAGCUGCCUCUCGAUCUGCUGGAGACAGAGACAAGCCUGGAAACAGAGACACUUUGAGUGGACGGGCUAACAAAAGAAAAACAAGGAGCUUCAACAAGAAAAAGCAGGUGGACUUUUUCGAUAAAGACCUGCGAAAAAUAUCCAUAGGGGAAACUUUGGAGGAAGAGGAGGAAGAUGAAACUGACGGAGCGCCAACCACCAAAGAGCUUAGGCUGGCGAGGGAGGAUUCGUUGUUAUACUUUCGCAAGCCCUCAGGCUGGCUUCACGGGAAGGAACUGACACCAAGCCUGCUGAGAGACUUAGAGAAGACAGCAACGAUGUCCCGUUACGCUGAGCUUCUUCUGCCGGACUAUCUUCAAAGCAGAGAGGACGAAGCUCCCAUCACCCCUGAGCCUAAAAAAGGACCGGAGUAUACAGAGGAACAACUAAAGAAUCUCACACCUUGGGAGAGAUGGCUGCUUGGCCGAAAACCUAUUAUUGCUCCUGAUGGAUACAUUCCAAACUCUGUUGUGCGCGCACAGAUAGGAUACAUUAAACCGGAAACACCCAGAGAUUCUUGGAAGCUCAAGCCGGUACCAGAGUCCGAUCCACGCCAUCUGCCUGAAGGCUACAAACCAAUGAGAGAACGGUCUUAUAACAGAUCAGAGAGAGAUUCAGUCAGCGAGGAGCCAGACCUGAAUAACAUUAUGACCAUGAGGAACCAGUCCACUGUACAGAGGGUCAAAAUACAGCAAAGCAUUAAGGAGGCCUCGCUCUACAUUGGCACAUCCAUGUGUCUUCUGCCCGACGGCACUGAACCUGAGGGUGUUCCGACCUUCGCGUGGCGUUCCGACAAGGAGCAGGUAGCUGACCUGACCCCAUUACCAAGACCACGGACAGAGGACAAUACUCCGGUCAAGGAGGUGUCUUUUGUGACCCCUGUCCCGGUCAAAGUCACCCCAAGUCAGGAGAGUCCAGGUGGCAUUAAACUUGACUUCAAGACACAAAGCAAGCCUUUGAGAAAAGUGGACAUUGAUCUAGGAGGCGGUUUGUCCCUCGAGGUCGGCGCUCACAGAGGCCCCCCUAGAGUAGGGAAGAUGCCACCACCUCUCGACAUGGAGAAGUCCAAAUCUUUCCGUCUAUCACAGGCGGUGUCUGAGACGCCUUUGGAAUUGCCCAUUGAGGAGUCAGAGAGAGGCACGGAGGAGCAAUCAAACCCAAGCCCGACACCCACAGAUACAAGUGCCGCUACCACUGCCACCACCGCUACCACUCAGAGCAAGAGAACUGCAGGAGAGAAAAAGACAAAUAAGGUGAAGGAAGGAAAGCAUCCCGUGGUCAGAGAGAGAAGUAACAUCAGAAAGCCAAUGGCGCCACCACCAAAGAAAUUGACAAAGGAAGAAGAACUGUCUCUUCUUCAAAAGAUCGUCAGAGAAGAGUGGUUUCCGCCUGGAGUGCCUCCUUUACUUGAGCUGGUCAAUGAUGAGCUGAGCAAGCUUCUUGACGUUACGGACACAAAGAUCUUCACUGCUGUUUGUGACAGCUUAGUACAGAUCUAUCAAGAGUUAAGCAUCGCCCCGAAGUUCCUGACUCGCGCUUCGGACAAAUUGACCAAACAGCUGACCAGCCCGUCGGCCAUCACCAGAAAGAAGGCUGUGUGGACGCUGAAGCAGCUUGGACUCCAGCAGACUCAAGCCAGGAAGGAUAUCUUGGCGUCGCUAUUACCCAGUCUGCUUGAUGAUAAAGAUGACCGUAGACAAGAGCUGGUACAGACUUUGAGUGAGCUGAUGGGUGGGAGUAGCUCCAAGGAGGGACUGCAGACAAUGAUGUCUUCGCUUGGUAUUUCUCGGCCUAUCAACACUAAAGAGGAACAGGUACAUGACCUAGACAUAAUAAGUGCGGCUGAAAGUCAAAGAUAUCUGUGUGUGUAUGUGUGUAUGUUUUUGUGUGCUUGUAUGAGUGAGGGAGAGAGAGAGGGGGGGAAUGUUUUGCAGAGUAUCACAACUGGUAAAUGAUCAUUCUAUGAGCAUUGUGUGCGUGUGUAUGUGUUCUUAAUUUGAAGUACAAUGUUAUAGUUAUCCCUGCUCACCAUGGGGAGGUAGGAAUAGACUUCAAAGAGGGUAUAUGUAUUACAUACUUAUCAUUUUAUGUUGGAUAUCAAUGACUAAUCCACAGACACAACGCAAGUGUACACUUAAUACACAAGACAUC
Messenger RNA from Aplysia californica (California sea hare), 2685 nucleotides. RefSeq lists its product as uncharacterized. The transcript is spliced from 15 exons. Bases 276 to 2489 code for a protein of 737 amino acids. Lineage: Eukaryota; Metazoa; Mollusca; Gastropoda; Aplysiida; Aplysiidae. The record is from RefSeq and is a predicted model, not a curated record.